CAUAAAUCCCUUAGAGGAGCUGAAGCGAGGGAAAAAGAGGUGGCUGGGAGGGCAGGGAGGGCCAGCAGGACUAAGAGGGCCACGUGUGAAGGGGCCCAAGUGAAACCCUCGUCGCUGCUGUGUCUGAUCCAGGGUUCCGGGCCAAGAUGAAUUUCUUAUCUGUUCCAGAGACACCGAGGGAGUUGGAGGAGAGAGUCCCUGACAGGUCAAGUUUUCAAACAUUUACCACAAGCCACUUACCCUAUGCCAGAGAUGUCAAUGCUAAGAACUACCCCGUGUCUCCCUUGGUCUUUCACCCCUCCAAGGAGACUCUCAGGGCACAGAGGAGAAGCUCUUGGACCAGGAGAGGGGGGCAAGUGGAACCUCUCUUCCUCACCAUGACACAAUCCUGGGAGAAAGACCAAGGGAAGAAAUCCAGAUCUUACGCCAAAAUGCAGCGGGGCCAGAAGAAAAAUAUACUGGCUCUCUGUUGUGCUAAAACCAUGAAAAGCCUUUGCCACAUCCAGUCAAUUCUGAAGACGCUGGUCAAGAGUGAACCCUUUGAAGUCUUCACCUUCCUGGCAAUCUGUCUUAACUGCAUCGAACUAGUGUUCCAGACUUUUGCCGAGGUGGAGAUCUGGGGAGAAUGGUACUUUGCAGUUUUGGACUCUGUCUUCCUCUGCAUCUACUUUAUGGAGGCUGUGCUAAAGAUUCUGGUCUUUGGACUUGGUUACUUUCACAAAUGGAACAACCUAGACUUCGCCAUCGUGAUCAUGGCCCUGUUGGACUUUGUGCUCAAGCAGAUCUACUUCUCCUCUGCCAAGAGAUUGUCCGAAAGUAAAACUAUCUUCCGAGUCCUGAAGAUCUUCAAAAGUUUUCGAUCCCUGAGGGCCAUCAGGGUGCUGUGGAAACUCAAGUUCCUCACCAGCCUCAAGGCGGUGGCAGAGACUCUGGCCAGAUCAGCAUCAUCCAUCACAGCCAUCCUUGUCCUGAUGUUCACCUGCCUUUUCUUCUUCUCUGUGAUACUCCGAACCCUGUUCCAUGAGACAGACCCCAAGCGUUUCGAGAACCUCUUUACCACCAUCUUCACCCUCUUUACCAUGCUCACCCUGGAUGACUGGUCUAUAAUCUACUUGGACAGCCUGAGAGAAGGUGCCGGGUACAUCAUUCCUAUCCUCAUGGUCUACAUUGUCAUACAAUACUUGAUUUUCCUCAACCUAGUGAUAGCAGUGCUGGUGGAUAACUUCCAAAUUGUCCUCCGCAACAAGCAGGAAAGGGCGAAAGAGCAGAAAGAAGCCCUGAGGCAUGAGAAGCUUCUGGAUGAGUCUUUGACAAUCCUUGAAAAAGAAGUGGAAGAACAGAAGAGUGAUGUCAUUUUUCUAAAGACAAUUCAGAAGAGAUAUGGACACUUUACUCCUGCACAGAAGGACACCAUGAUCCACUAUCUCCAGCUGAUGGCUGCUGUUGAACAUCACCAGCAGAUGUUUCGCUCCCAGGCAGCAAUCAUUGAUGAGAUCAUCGAUACCGCGUUUGAGGUUGAAGAAGAUGAAUAGAGAAGUCACCAAAUACCUGGAGGAAACUCCUCGCCUGGGCCAGCGCAGCCUUGGAAACAGACUUCAGGCCCAGGACUGCCUGAACCCCACAUCCCAAUAGAGUCCUGAAGUCUGUUUAUAUCCUCUUGUCUCCUUACUGGCUGGGAAUCCAGUGGGGUCGGUGGGGAAGAGAUGGGAGAGGCCCCUGGACGCCAGCCCCCUCAGACUCAUCGGUCCAGGGGCUUCCUCUCCUCGUGCUGAGGGCAUCCAGCCUUGGCCUGUUUACCCAGCUGGGGGCCCGGGAUGGCCUGGGUGCCCUCCUUCCUGCAGGGCCUCCCUUUUCUGAGCCCAGAGUCCUGAGCAACCUAAAGGCCCAGACAGCAGAGGGCAGCUGGGGGAAUGGGCUGGGGGAGAGGAGCACCUAGAAAAGUUUCUGAUUAAAGCUUAGUGUUUAUGUAGCCUGUGAAGGUUUAGGCUGUAUGACUGUUUUCUCAUUUAAGCCUCAAAACAACCCUGGGAGGUGGGUGCUAUGGAUACCC
Messenger RNA from Monodelphis domestica (gray short-tailed opossum), 2050 nucleotides. RefSeq names its product cation channel sperm associated 1 (gene CATSPER1). Gene Ontology annotation, biological process: calcium ion transport; flagellated sperm motility; transmembrane transport. The record is from RefSeq and is a predicted model, not a curated record. Gene Ontology annotation, molecular function: voltage-gated calcium channel activity; calcium-activated cation channel activity. Gene Ontology annotation, cellular component: CatSper complex; membrane. Lineage: Eukaryota; Metazoa; Chordata; Mammalia; Didelphimorphia; Didelphidae.